This is a messenger RNA of Peronospora farinosa, 1167 nucleotides long. Lineage: Eukaryota; Oomycota; Peronosporomycetes; Peronosporales; Peronosporaceae. The record is from the annotation of a GenBank genome assembly.
AUGUCCACUUUGGCCACUGACCGGUUUGGUGCCAUGGAGCUACUGACCCCGCGCCACGACGAGCCGCUACUGAUGCCCGGCUCGGCCACAUUGGAAACCAUGACGGCGCCUUGUGUCGUGUCUGUGCGUGUAGUGGCCGCCAUGGAGCUACGACCCAUGUACAAGAACAUCAUUAGCAAUGCCAUGGUAGACGUCUCACUCGUACCCAAUGACGGAUCAAGUCAAUACCAGUGCACGAACCUCAAGAUACCGCCGGGUAUGCAGGCCUCUCGAGACAACAUGAAUAACCUGUCGUCUUUACCUGAAGGAGGCUCGUGUCAUGGACAGACCACGAAGUUAUUCAAGUCUAAAGUGGUCAAGAGUUCACUUAAUCCGAUCUGGAAUUUUGAUGUGGAUUUUGGAGAAGUGGACACGAAUAGCGUCAUGGGCGUCUUGUUUACUGUUCGACACGUCGAGAAGUUUGGUCUGUUCAAGAGAGAUAUCGGACAGCUGAUGUUGUCAUUAAGAGACAUUAUGGACCUCAAAUUGCAACCGCCUCAUGAACAGACGUUUCCCUUACAGCCAACGGAAAAGACGACACGGCGAGAGGCUUUGGAAGCUCCGAGCAAUCGAAAACAUGGGAAGCUCAUAGUUCGCUUCAAUGGCUACGGCGUGCCGUCAAGGUACACCGCCAUGACUAACGGCCGUGUGUCCAAUAUGGCGGACACGCUCGUGACCCAUGAAGACGAGUUCGGAUGCGAUUCCAAGUUUUUUGUCGUGCACGACAUCCGCGCAGAAGUGCGUACACUGCAGAGUUUCCAUCAAACAAAGCCCAAGCCAGGCGAGAUGUGGUUUGCUGUGAACGCGGACUGGGUCCGCGCUUGGCUGCUCUUUGUAUCAAAGUACAAAGGUAAAGAGGUUUACAACCCUGGCAAAGUAGACAACAUGCCGCUGAUCUCAGACGAUCUGUCAAAUGGCACGUUCCAGAUUAAGACGAGUUUGGUCAUUAAGAAAGACUUCCGGAUGAUCAACAAACAGAGCUGGGACUACUACCAGAAUAUUUACGAUGGGGGGCCGGCGAUCGAAGUGCAGAUUCCCACAGACUGCGCCAAGCCGGAGCAGUGGCUAGAAAAUCUCCGGCUGGAUGAUGCUGCCCGUGUCAGUUCCAAUUACGUCGAUUUGCACUGA